Molecule: messenger RNA, 7695 nt
Organism: Mesoplodon densirostris (Blainville's beaked whale)
Lineage: Eukaryota; Metazoa; Chordata; Mammalia; Artiodactyla; Ziphiidae
Gene: LTBP1
Product: latent transforming growth factor beta binding protein 1
Exons: 34
Coding region: 16-5151 (1711 amino acids)
Molecular function (GO): calcium ion binding
Source: RefSeq, a predicted model, not a curated record
CGGCUGGGGCCCGCGAUGGCGGGGGCCUGGCUCAGGUGGGGGCUCCUGCUCUGGGCAGGGUUGCUCGCGUCCUCGGUGCACUGCCGGGUGCGGAGGAUCACGUACGUGGUGCGCCCGGGCCCCGGCCUGGCGGCGGGCGCCUUGCCCCUGGGCGGGCCCCAGCGCCCGCGAACCUUCAACGUCGCGCUCAACGCCAGGUACAGCCGUAGCUCGGCGGGCGCCGGGGCCCCCUCGGAGCGGACUCGGCGAACCAGCCCGCCCGGCGGCGCGGCCCUGCAGGGGCUCCGGCCGCCGCCACCGCCACCGCCAGAGCCGGCGCGUCCUGGGGGCUCCGGCGGGCAGCUCCACCCCAAGCCUGGCGGUCACCCGGCGGCCUCCCCGUUCGCCAAACAAGGCAGGCAAGCGGUGCGCUCCAAAGUGCCGCAGGAGACCCAGAGCGGCGGGGGCUCGAGGCUGCAGGUUCACCAGAAGCAGCAGCUGCAGGGGGUCAAUGUCUGUGGAGGGCAGUGCUGCCAUGGCUGGAGUAAGGCCCCUGGCUCCCAGAGAUGCACCAAACCAAGCUGUGUUCCUCCAUGUCAGAAUGGAGGGAUGUGUCUCCGGCCUCAACUCUGUGUGUGUAAACCAGGGACCAAGGGCAAAGCCUGUGAGACAACAGCUGCCCAGGACACCUCGUCACCAGUGUUUGGAGGGCAGAGUCCUGUGGCUGCUUCCUCCUGGGUCCCUCCUGAGCAAGCAGCAAAGCACACUUCAUCUAAGAAGGCAGACACUCUACCAAGAGUCAGUCCUGUGGCCCAGAUGACCUUGACCCUCAAGCCGAAGCCUUCAGUGGGACUCUCCCAGCAGAUACAUUCUCAAGUGACACCCCUUUCCUCACAGAAUGUGAUGAUUCAUCAUGGCCAGGCCCAGGAAUAUGUGCUCAAGCCCAAGUACUUUGCAGCUCAGAAGGUGAUUUCGGGAGAGCAGUCUACUGAAGGUUCAUUCCCUUUAAGAUUUGGACACGAUCAUGUGGCAGCACCUUUUCAGUUGAGUAACCACACUGGCCGCAUCAAGGUGGUCUUUACUCCGAGCAUCUGUAAAGUGACCUGCACCAAGGGCAGCUGUCAGAACAGCUGUGAGAAGGGGAACACCACCACUCUUAUUAGUGAGAACGGUCACGCUGCCGACACCCUGACAGCCACGAACUUCCGAGUGGUAAUUUGCCAUCUUCCAUGUAUGAAUGGAGGCCAAUGCAGUUCAAGGGACAAAUGCCAGUGCCCUCCAAAUUUCACAGGGAAGCUUUGUCAGAUUCCGGUCCAUGGUGCUAGCAUGCCUAAACUUUAUCAGCAUUCCCAGCAGUCAGGCAAGGCAUUGGGAACACAUGUCGUCCACUCAACACAUACUUUGCCUCUGACCAUGACCAGCCAGCAAGGAGUCAAAGUGAAAUUUCCUCCUAACAUAGUCAAUAUCCAUGUGAAGCACCCUCCUGAGGCCUCAGUCCAGAUACAUCAGGUUUCAAGAGUUGAUGGCCCAACAGGCCAGAAGGUAAAAGAAGCUCAACCAGGCCAGUCCCAAGUCUCUUACCAAGGACUUCCUGUCCAGAAGACUCAGACAGUCCAUUCCUCAUACUCCCACCAGCAAGUCAUUCCUCACGUGUAUCCGGUGGCUGCUAAGACGCAGCUUGGCCGGUGCUUCCAGGAGACUAUUGGGUCGCAGUGUGGCAAAGCGCUUCCUGGCCUUUCAAAGCAGGAGGACUGCUGUGGAACCGUGGGUACCUCCUGGGGCUUUCAUAAAUGCCAGAAAUGCCCCAAGAAGCCAUCUUAUCAUGGAUAUAAUCAAAUGAUGGAAUGUCUACAAGGUUAUAAACGGGUUAACAACACCUUUUGUCAAGAUAUUAAUGAAUGCCAACUACAGGGUGUGUGCCCUAAUGGUGAGUGUUUGAAUACCAUGGGCAGCUAUAGAUGUACCUGCAAAAUAGGAUUUGGGCCAGAUCCUACCUUUUCAAGUUGUGUUCCGGAUACCCCUGUGAUCUCUGAGGAGAAAGGGCCCUGUUACCGACUUGUCAGUUCCGGAAGGCAGUGUAUGCACCCCCUGUCUGUUCAUCUCACCAAGCAGCUCUGCUGUUGUAGUGUGGGCAAGGCCUGGGGCCCACACUGUGAGAAAUGUCCCCUUCCAGGCACAGCUGCUUUUAAGGAAAUCUGUCCUGGUGGAAUGGGUUAUACGGUAUCUGGCGUUCAUAGACGCAGGCCAAUCCAUCACCAUGUAGGUAAAGGACCUGUAUUUGUCAAGCCAAAGAACACUCAACCUGUUGCUAAAAGUACUCAUCCUCCACCUCUCCCAGCCAAGGAAGAGCCAGUGGAGGCCCUGACCUUCUCCCGGGAGCAGGGGCCAGGAGCGGUGGAGCCAGAAGUGGCAACUGUACCUCCUGAGAAGGAAAUACCUUCAUUGGAUCAAGAGAAAACCAAACUUGAGCCUAGUCAACCCCAGCUCUCUCCAGGCAUUUCCACUAUUCAUCUGCAUCCGCAGUUUCCAGUAGUGAUUGAAAAAACAUCACCUCCUGUGCCUGUGGAAGUAGCUCCUGAAGCUUCAACAUCAAGCGCCAGCCAAGUCAUUGCACCUACUCAAGUAACAGAAAUCAAUGAAUGUACUGUGAACCCUGAUAUCUGUGGAGCAGGACACUGCAUUAACCUACCGGUGAGGUAUACCUGUAUAUGCUAUGAUGGCUACAAGUUCAGUGAGCAACAGAGGAAAUGUGUUGAUAUUGAUGAAUGCGCUCAGGCCCAACACCUCUGCUCCCAGGGACGCUGUGAAAACACUGAGGGAAGUUUCUUGUGUAUUUGCCCAGCGGGAUUCAUGGCCAGUGAGGAGGGUACUAACUGCAUAGAUGUUGAUGAGUGCCUGAGGCCAGACGUCUGUGGGGAAGGGCACUGCGUCAAUACCGUGGGGGCCUUCCGGUGUGAAUACUGCGACAGCGGGUACCGCAUGACCCCCGGAGGCCAUUGCGAGGAUGUUGAUGAAUGUUUGACUCCAAGUACUUGUCCAGAUGAGCAGUGUGUGAAUUCUCCUGGAUCUUACCAGUGUGUUCCCUGCACGGAAGGGUUCCGAGGCUGGAAUGGGCAGUGUCUUGAUGUGGAUGAAUGCCUGGAACCAGAUAUCUGCACAAAUGGUACUUGCUCCAACCUCGAAGGAUCCUACAUGUGUUCAUGCCACAAGGGCUAUACCCCAACUCCAGACCACAAGCACUGUAAAGAUGUUGACGAAUGUCAGCAAGGGAAUCUGUGCAUAAACGGGCAGUGCAAAAACACCGAGGGCUCCUUCAGGUGUACCUGUGGGCAGGGCUACCAGCUGUCAGCAACAAAAGACCAGUGUGAAGAUAUUAAUGAAUGCCAGCACCGUCAUCUCUGCAGUAAUGGGCAGUGCAGGAACACGGAGGGCUCCUUCCGCUGUGUUUGUGACCAGGGUUACAGAGCGUCCGCCCUUGGAGACCAUUGUGAAGAUAUCAACGAGUGCUUGGAGGACAAUAGUGUUUGCCAGGGAGGAGACUGCAUUAAUACUGAAGGGUCCUAUGAUUGUACUUGUCCAGAUGGAUUCCAGCUAAAUGACAAUAAAGGAUGUCAAGAUAUUAAUGAAUGUGAACAGCCUGGACUCUGUGGUCCUCAUGGACAGUGUCUAAACACAGACGGUUCUUUUCACUGCGUCUGCGAGCAGGGUUUCUCAAUCUCUGCAGAUGGACAUACAUGUGAAGAUAUUGAUGAAUGUGUAAACAACACUAUUUGUGACAGUCACGGGUUUUGUGACAAUACAGCUGGCUCCUUCCGCUGCCUCUGUUAUCAGGGCUUUCAGGCCCCACAGGAUGGGCAAGGGUGUGUGGAUGUGAACGAAUGUGAGCUGCUCAGUGGCGUGUGUGGUGAAGCCUUCUGUGAAAAUGUAGAAGGGUCCUUCCUGUGUGUGUGCGUUGAUGAAAACCAGGAGUACAGCCCGAUGACUGGGCAGUGCCGCUCCCGGGCCUCGGCAGACUUAGAAGUAGAUCAACCCAAAGAAGAAAAGAAAGAGUGCUACUAUAAUCUAAAUGACGCCAGUCUUUGUGACAAUGUGCUGGCCCCCAAUGUCACCAAACAAGAAUGCUGCUGUACCUCUGGUGCUGGGUGGGGAGAUAACUGUGAGAUUUUCCCCUGCCCAGUCUUGGGGACUGCUGAAUUCACUGAAAUGUGUCCUAAAGGGAAAGGUUUUGUCCCCACUGGAGAAUCCUCUUACGAUGUUGAUGGCGAGAACUAUAAAGAUGCAGAUGAAUGCCUACUUUUUGGACAAGAAAUCUGCAAAAAUGGCUUCUGUUUGAACACUCAGCCUGGUUAUGAAUGCUACUGUAAGCAGGGGACAUACUAUGAUCCCGUCAAAUUGCAGUGCUUUGAUAUAGAUGAGUGUCAAGACCCCAACAGUUGUAUUGAUGGCCAGUGCGUUAAUACAGAAGGCUCUUAUAACUGCUUCUGUACCCACCCAAUGGUCCUGGAUGCUUCGGAAAAAAGAUGUAUCCGACCGACUGAAUCACAUGAACAAAUUGAAGAAACCGAUGUCUACCAAGAUCUGUGCUGGGAACAUCUGAGUGAUGAGUAUGUGUGUAGCCGGCCUCUUGUAGGCAAGCAGACAACAUAUACUGAGUGCUGCUGUUUGUAUGGAGAGGCCUGGGGUAUGCAGUGUGCCCUCUGCCCCAUGAAAGAUUCAGAUGAUUAUGCCCAGCUGUGUAACAUCCCCGUCACGGGACGCCGGCAGCCAUAUGGACAGGAUGCCUUGGUCGACUUCAGUGAACAGUAUGCUCCCGAAGCUGAUCCCUACUUCAUUCAGGACCGCUUUUUAAAUAGCUUUGAGGAGUUGCAGGCUGAAGAAUGUGGCAUCCUCAACGGCUGUGAAAACGGGCGCUGUGUCAGGGUGCAGGAAGGUUACACCUGCGAUUGCUUUGAUGGGUAUCACUUGGAUAUGGCCAAGAUGACCUGUGUUGAUGUCAACGAAUGUGAUGAGUUGAACAACCGGAUGUCUCUCUGCAAGAAUGCCAAGUGUAUCAACACCGAAGGUUCCUAUAAGUGUGUGUGUCUGCCCGGCUUUGUACCUUCCGACAAGCCAAACUACUGCACUCCAUUGAAUACCGCCUUGAAUUUAGAAAAAGACAGUGACCUGGAGUAAAAGUGAAGCCACAUAACCUAAGCCUGUAUACUCUGCACUGUGUAAAGGAGAAAGAGAAAUGUAUUAUACUUCAGACAUUUCACUUGACCCAGAAUGUUGGAAAUAUGGAAACAUCAUAGAGUUGUAUAUCCUCAGAAGCGAAAGGAUUCAGUGUGAGCCUGACUUGUGUGACAGACCAAAUGGACAUUUCUCUGAAAAAACAGUAUAUAUAGUCUGUUCAUAUGUAAAAUUCAGUGGAAAAGAGGCAGAACAGUGCUAUUAUUUUAAACAGAAGGUUGUAUUAUUAUGUUUUUUGUUUUGAUAUUUUUUACUAUUGCUUGAUUAAAUCUGGCAUUUAAAUAGUGGUGGAAAUAUUUUAUAUAAUUUUCAUUUUUUGGUUAUGCAGUUCCUUGGCUACUGUUUCUCUCUUUCAAAUGUCAAGUGCAAAAGCCUUUGAUAAAAUAUUGUUUAAACUAAACUAUUAUAAGUAUUGUUACACAGGGUUAUGCUAUUCCUGGUCUGGAACAUUUUUAAAAUCCAAAUUGUCCUGUGGAGCAGGCAGUGAUUGAUUGUUUCAAAACUUUUAUACACAUUUGGAGAAAAGUACUUUAUAUUUACAAUGUGGUAUCUGAUUUUAAUGUCCAUUUUUAGCCAAGCUGCUGGUAGGUGUUAAUUGGAUCCCUUUCCUACAAUGAAAUGGAAGAACUAAUGAGCUUACAUUAGUAUUAUAAUGUGUAAAGUAGGACCAGCAAAUUUUAAAACUUGAUGAUCCCAAUAUAUUUACCAUUGUAUGUUAAAGCAAAAUAAAUCACCAUUUUUUUAGAAAAUUUCUACAUCCGAGUAAUGUCAAUAACCAUAUGCACACAAGUUGUUCCCGACCACCCCACUCUAUCAAUGGUCUUCUAUGAAUGUAGAGUCUUUUACAGGUUAAUUAUUACAUUUGUUAGAUACUGUUAUGGGUGGAAUUGUGUCCCCAGAUUUCAUGUUGAGUCAUGUCCCCUCAGUACCUCAGACUAUGACUGUAUUUUUAGAUGAGAUAAUUAAGGUUGAAGAAGGUCAGCAGGGUGGGCCCUAAUCCAAUAGGACUGGUGCUCUUAUAUGAAACUAGGACAUACACAGGAAGAUCCUGGGACAGCACAGGGGGCCAACAGCCAUCUACAAGCCAAGGAGAGAGGCCUAAGAAGAAAAUUCUGUAAUACCUCGAUCUUGAACUUCUAGCCUCCAGAAUUAAAAAUAAAUAAAUUUAAGCCACCCAGUAUGUGGCACUUUGACAGCCUUUGGUAAAUGAAUACAGGUGCAUAACAUAGGAAGAAUAGCUUUCAAUGUUCCAAGCCUUACUUAAUACAAAUCUACAGUCACACAGUUGUCUUAUUUAACCUGAAUUUCAGGAUCUUUUUUUUUAAGACUUUUUUGAUGUGGACCAUUUUCAAAGUCUCUAUUGAAUUUGUUACAAUAUUGCAUCUGUUCCAUGUUUUGGCUUUUUGGCGUGAGGAAUGUGGGAUCCCAGCUCCCCAACCAGGGAUCAAACCCGCAGCCCCUGCAUUGGAAGGCGAAGUCCCAACCACUGGACCACUGGGGAAAUCCCUCAGAAUCAUUUUUAAUAAGAGCAUCUGAGUUUUCAAAAACAAACCAUGGAUAGGCAUACUCAGCAGAAAAUAUCCCCAUUUAACAUUUUCUUGUAAGACAGGCUUUUGGAUUUUAGUAUCUGCCAUAGGAGGAAUGGGACAUCUAAAAUGUCCAUGUCCUCUACCACCAAGAGUCCUAUGACCGGGCACCAACCACUGUCCCUGCCUUCCCAGGAUCUUGCACGGGCCGUGCAACUGCACACCCCGUGUCAAGGGGAUAAUGGCCAGCACACGGUAAGGAAAGAGACACCCAAACUAAAAGCAGCUCUCACACCAAAAAAAUAUUAAACCCACACAAGCUACACAGGGACACUCCCACUUAUAAAUAGACCUCCAAGAUUACAGUAGAUAAUUGUUUCUCCUCAACUCACAGAGUAAGAGAAAUACAGUAUAAGCAAAAUGAAGAAGCAGAGAAAUCACUCUCACUUAAAAGACCAAGAGAAUUCCCCUGAAGGAACAAACAAUGCAACAGACCUCUUCAGUCUAAUAGACACCGAGUUCAAAAAGGAGGUAAUGAAAAUACUGAAGGAAUUAAGAAAGGCUGUCAACAGAAAUGCAGAUUACUGUAAAAAGGAAUUCGAAAUUAAGGUGGAGCCAAGAAAAAUUAGAAAAUUCAUUUGCCAAGACAAAAGCUGAGCUCAAGGCAAUGAAUAGCAGGAUGAAUACAUUAAGUCCCCUACAUACGAACCUUCAAGUUGCCAACUUUCCAAGAUGUGAACAUGCGUUCCAUCAACGUCAGGUGUGAAUGAAAUUGCAGCUUGCCCUCUGUCUCCUAUUGCUGAUGAUCCUUCGGCUCUACCAUCUCCCACCUCCUCUCCCUCCUCCAGUCAGUAACUCUUCUUGCCUGUUCACUCAACACCAGCCCCUGUAUGCCAGCUGUUGUACUGUACUACUGUACUUCUCAAGGUACUGUACUGUAAGAUUAAAAAUGUUUUAUUUU